Messenger RNA from Insectozyma verbasci, 546 nucleotides. The record is from the annotation of a GenBank genome assembly. NCBI's taxonomy places the organism in Eukaryota, Fungi, Ascomycota, Pichiomycetes, Serinales, Debaryomycetaceae.
AUGAGAUCAUUAACUGAAGAAGAAACUAAAGUUGUAUUUGAAAAACUAGCUAACUAUAUAGGUAGAAAUAUUACUUUUCUUAUAGAUAAUCCAGAAAGUCCGUAUGUUUUUAGAUUACAAAAAGAUAGAGUAUAUUAUGUUUCAGAACAAAUUGCAAAAUUUGCAACGUCAGUAUCAAGAUCAAAUUUGAUGAGUCUUGGGACUUGUUUUGGUAAAUUUACAAAAACUGGGAAAUUCAAAUUACAUAUAACUUCAUUAAAUUACCUUUCACAAUAUGCAAAAUUUAAAAUUUGGAUUAAAACAAAUGGUGAAAUGCCAUUUUUAUAUGGUAAUCAUGUAUUAAAAGCUCAUAUAGGUAAAAUGUCAGAUGAUAUACCUGAACAUGCUGGUGUUAUUAUAUAUUCAAUGAAUGAUGUGCCUUUAGGUUUUGGUGUAAGUGCAAAAUCAACACAAGAAGCGAGAAAUUUACCACCAACAGGUAUAGUUGCAUUUAGACAGGGUGAUAUAGGCGAAUAUUUGAGAGAAGAAGAUACGUUAUUUACAUAG